Molecule: messenger RNA, 2097 nt
Organism: Habropoda laboriosa
Lineage: Eukaryota; Metazoa; Arthropoda; Insecta; Hymenoptera; Apidae
Gene: TAF1C-like
Exons: 11
Coding region: 1-2097 (698 amino acids)
Source: RefSeq, a predicted model, not a curated record
AUGGAGGAACAGAGUAUUUUGACAACAAAGUCAUAUAAACGUGCUGAAACAAAUUUAAAAGAUAAAUUGAAAUCAACAUUUUUAAAGCAACAUUCUCAUUAUUUGGUACCUGGAUAUAAUUUGCAUAGCAACUUUUCUGUGGAUGACUCUGAUUUAGAAAAUGUUAUCAAUCAGUAUCAGGAAUAUCCUUAUCAUUGUGAUCUACCAAAACCUUUAUUACCACCAGCGAAAUUGCCUAGAAGUGUAUUGAAUGAAGAAGACCCUGCAUUAGAAUUAGUUAUUCUUAAAAAUCAAAUGAGGAAUGAUAUCGAAAGAUUGAAGCAUUAUUAUUUGAAACAUGAGAAAGAAUUAGGAUUAGUACAGAAAAAGCAUAUAAAAUGGAAUGACACCAAAAGUGCAACAACUGCUAAAGUGCCUCAAUAUGUAGCAGAUUUAGCCCAAAUUAUUGAUAAAGAUCCAGAUCCAUAUUUUGAAGGGGCUUAUAAUUGGUAUUACACUGGUGGAACUGUAGAUUAUAUACAAUUACAUAAUGUAAAUAUUCUACUUUUUCCGUUUAUGGGGGAAUUAGUAAGUGCACCUCUUGUUAAUGGAGGAGAAUGUUUAUGGAAACUACUGUUACAAAAAGGAGCUAAGUGUGAGCUUAAUAGUUCAUUGUAUGAAUUAAAACAUAAUGUCAAUGUUGAUACCUGUAUGAUUUUGGGUAGACAUAAGAAACAUUGUAAUUUUUAUAUAUUAUCUGAACAUGACAAUAAAUGUCAACUUACUGAAAUACAUGAACAAAAGUCGAAAAUUCCUUAUAUUAGUGCAGAUUUAAGCCCAAUUAAUGUGAAUCAGUAUUGUACUGUAAAUGUUGAAAGAUAUGUAACAUUAUGGGAUAUAAAUAAAAUGAAACGCAUAAAUGGUAAAACUGUAUUGCAAUCUACUGUGGUAGAUGAUUCAUGGGGGAGUAUAAAAUUUGACUCAGUGGAUCCUGAUGUUCUUUUAUUUGUAGAUAGAUGCUGUCUUCAUUAUCUUGAUGUUAGAGUUUCAUUGGAUCAACCUGUCAUAACAUUGUGCCCAAAAUCAUAUUUAGAAAACUGUGAACAGCUUUGCUUAGAUGUUGCCAGUAGAAAUAAUUUUUGUAAAUAUGUAGGAACUUCUCAUAGCAUUUUAAUGUGUGAUAAUCGUUUUCCAAAGCAAUGCGUUCAACAAAAAUGGACCCAUCAAUUUAAAGGUUUACCACUUAUGGGUCAUGUAAUGAACAGAGAAGACAAGGAAUUCGUUGUUUUAUCCAGCCAAAUUGCUGGUGAAACUACAAUUAUUGUAAAUACAUGGACUAGCAGUGAAAUGUCACACUCGUUUUAUUUUCCAUACACUCCUCCUCAUAUUAAAGAAACAUUAAACGAAUCUCAAACACUGGGAAUGGCUUUGAAUCCAUAUUUGAGAGAUAGAUUUGAAUUGUCUAAUACUGGUUCUUUUGUGAUAAAAGAUGACACUCAGAAUAUAUUUUUAUUUUUUCAAAAUUCUAUUGGUGACAUAUUUUAUCAAUGCAUAACACAUGAUACUCCAUUAGAUAAGUAUUCAUCUGUUAAUGGUAAAUCGUGUUGUUUAUUGAAUGCUUGGGAAAAUGCAAUAUGUGCACAAACAGAUACUGUAGUACCUCUGACAAUGUCUGAUAAAUCAGAUAUGCAACAUGUUUUUGAAAGUUUUACAAAUAAAAAGUUACGACUAAAAUAUAACGAGCGUAAUGCAGAUGAUUAUUUUGAACCCAGUUGGAAGCAAUCCCUUGAAAAAUUAAAUACUUAUAUGGAUAUAUUAGCACCAGAACUUUUAGCUGUAUGGGAUAUAUGUGACGAAGUUCCUUUGCCUUUGACAGCAGCACCUCAUCAAAAAGUUUUAAGUUGGUUAGAAUCUGCAGAUACAAAGGCUCCAAUUUUGUCACAGGAAGAUUUAGAUAACGUAUCUACGCCAAUUAAUACACAAGAACUAAUAAGUGUAUCUCAAGAAAUAGAUAUAACUUACUUGGAUGAUAGUAAUGCACUACAAGAUCUUUUACCAAAAGUUAAAAUUACGCAUCGUAGAAAAAAGGAAAAUGCACGAAAGAAGCAAAAAAUAUAA